Phytophthora nicotianae INRA-310 is the source of this 699-nucleotide messenger RNA. RefSeq lists its product as hypothetical. The record is from RefSeq and is a predicted model, not a curated record. Gene Ontology annotation, molecular function: palmitoyl-(protein) hydrolase activity; carboxylic ester hydrolase activity. Gene Ontology annotation, cellular component: cytoplasm. Bases 1 to 699 code for a protein of 232 amino acids. Lineage: Eukaryota; Oomycota; Peronosporomycetes; Peronosporales; Peronosporaceae. Gene Ontology annotation, biological process: protein depalmitoylation. The transcript is spliced from 5 exons.
AUGAGCCGCAUGACCACAGACGCUGACAACAACAUCGUGCUGUCCCCGGAGAAGCCCACGGCAGCGGUGGUAUUCCUGCACGGCCUUGGAGACACGGGCCACGGCUGGAGCGACGCCAUGGCGAUGCUUGCCAAGGGUUUGCCACACGUAAAGUUCGUGCUGCCUACGGCUGCAUCCAUGCCGGUGACUCUCAACAUGGGAAUGCGCAUGCCUGCAUGGUACGACAUCAAGUCGCUGGCUCGCGUGAAUGGCGACAACGCUGACGGCAUCGACGCCUCUCGUGACCGCAUCAUGGAGAUCAUCGAGAAGGAGGUUAAGGCAGGCAUUCCACGCUCACGCAUCGUAGUGGGCGGCUUUAGUCAGGGCGGCGCAGUGUCCUACUUCACGGGCUUCCAGACCAAGCAGCCGAUCGGCGGCAUCAUGGUGCUGUCGUCGUUCAUCCCUCGUGAAAAGGAGUUCAAGUUUGCUCCUGAGACGGCUGACGUGCCUCUGCUAAUUUGUCAUGGCAACGCCGACUCGCGGGCUCGAUACGAGUGGGCACUAAAGUCCAAGCAACGACUGACUGACGCUGGAGUCAAGGACAUCACGUUCCACACGUACCCGAACAUGGACCAUACGUCGUCUCCACAGGAAAUCAAAGACAUUCGAGCCUGGCUGGGUCGUGUACUCCCAGCUAUUUCAUCAAAGCAAGAACUGUAA